AGGGGGAUAUCCUCGCACGCAAUUAUCUAUUAGCAAUCGAAAAUCUCCCUGUGCCUGGAGACGCCGCGAAGAAGGACCUGGGGAUAUCACCGUAGAAAGAACUUCAACGUAGGGGUCGAAGCCGUUUCCGCAUGGCUAGUUGGCUACUACUAGUAAUUUCAAGCGCAAUGCUUGCCUCGCCGUACGCCAAAGCCCAAGAUGCUCCGGGACAGAACACUUCAACCCCCAUUACUCAGCCGACGAUAGUGCCAGAGAAAUGCCAGCCCGUUACGGACGUUCGGAUAUCCAGACGGAAGCCAACCAAGAAUUAGAACAGUUUCGCCAGCUCAUUGAAGUCAAUUGCUCAGGGGCCAUUGUACUUUUCCUCUGUUCCAUUUACGCUCCUUUUUGCACUGAUGAACAUCCCGUCCGAGUUCCCCGUCCGUGUAAGCGUCUCUGUCUGCAUGUACGUGACAGAUGUGAGCCAGUAUUCAAUCAGCGGGCAAGUGGUCUUCCCUGGCCAGACCACCUCAACUGUGACCAGUGUUUUGGGCCGCCGCAGGAACAACUAAAUGAGGUCACAAUUCCCCCAAACCUGGUGUCCCCUGGUGACACCCCCAGUCCCACAACGGCGAUAUUGCUGGAAGUAGACUACCCGCAGACUGGCAACUACAGCUAUGUUACCUUGACCUGCAAGAGGAGUUCUCUGGACGGCCUUAAUUUCAACCAAAGACCAGCCACGUUCUGGCGAGGAACAUCACGAAUCACCACUGGAUCUCAACUGGUGGCGGAGACAGAGGUUAGCAUCUCGUUCGUCUUCAACCAAGACCAAGAGGGAAGUUUCAGCUGCAGGACCGCUCUCGACGAAGUCUCUAAUGUGGAAAAACUUGCAGCCUCACCACCAGCCACCUACAAUACACCAAUGAUGCCCCACUACAUCCUAUUCCCGUCACUCGAGAGCAUGCGGAAAGUCAACCUUUCCUGUGCCAUUCAACCUGAAGCUCUAAAAGAGAACUAUCGAGUAUCGUGGCGUAGAGUAAAACCUACUCCUACUUCUUACAGUGACGAUACAUUCAAUAUAACAGUGACUGAAACGACAGAGAUGUCAUCAAUUCCUUCUGAGUACCGGUGUAUUGUUAGCAUCGAUCAUAGCAGCACCAUACAAGAUGAGGACUACAACCCACCUAUAGUUGUUGUUCAUAAGAGAGUAUUGUCCACCCUGAGUGGUGAGAUUGGAGAUGUAUCAGUAGCUACUGGAGAACCGGCUACCUUUGUCUGCAACGCUCUAAAACAAGACACAUCCUUUUCAAUCAGUUGGAAGGUUGACAGUGAGACGUUCACUUGUGGUGCAAGCUCGGAAAACAUUCCAUGCUACAUGAAUAAUGAAACUUCCAGUGUGCUCCAAAUAGAAAACACCACAGCUUUGGGUGUUAGGAGCCACGUCGUUGAGUGUAUUCUGCAGAACGUCGUUCCGGAAGAGUUUCGGGGAGAUUGUGUCUUGCUCCCUCGGGGCUCUUGUGAUGUCACCAAAAGUGCCACUCUGGAGAUUAGCAACGGUCCUACUCCUCCAACUGUUACUAGCAGUGAGUCACAUCGAAACAACACACACACACUGCGCUACAACUUCGCUGUGCUUGUGGUACAGGCAACGCGGUAG
This is a messenger RNA of Geodia barretti, 1636 nucleotides long. The record is from the annotation of a GenBank genome assembly. Lineage: Eukaryota; Metazoa; Porifera; Demospongiae; Tetractinellida; Geodiidae.